Molecule: messenger RNA, 812 nt
Organism: Marmota flaviventris (yellow-bellied marmot)
Lineage: Eukaryota; Metazoa; Chordata; Mammalia; Rodentia; Sciuridae
Gene: Prr29
Product: proline rich 29
Source: RefSeq, a predicted model, not a curated record
AUAAAGGGAGAUUUAAGACCCGAAGUCUUGGGAGCCCUGGCCUGAAGGAAGGGCCUCCUGGAGGCCAGACCGACAGCGGUAGGACCCCACGUCCUUCUGGGAGGAGGAGAGGAGGGCUGAGGGCAAGUCGCCCAGGGCAACAGGGGCCUGGGCCUGGGCGGGCCGGCGCAGGAGUGGAAGUCCUCCUCCCUUGGCGUCGCUAGCGUUGCCAUGGUAACCCUGACCCGCAGACGCUGGCCAUGGCUUCUGGGCCAGGCGGGAGCUGGGGUAGCGCCCCACCACGGAGUGCAGACCCUACGCCCUGGAUGACCAUCCUGCAGUCCCUUCCGUCGGCCGUCCCACCCCCGCCCCCGCAGCCGGGCCGCGUGAAGGAAGACUUGCUGGAGCUGAUGAUGCUGCAGAACGCGCAGAUGCACCAGCUGCUGCUGAGCCGCCUGGCGGCGGGGGCGGCGGGAGCGCUGAGCCCCGGGUCAGACUCGCCCAGCGCGCAGGUCUACCUAGAGGACCAACUGGAAGAACUGCAGGAGGAGAUGGACACUCAGGAGGAAGAGCCUGUGGUGUUCCACCACCACUACCUGCCCUGUUCAGUGCCCUCCCUGGGAUCCCUACCACUCUGGCCAGCCCCUUUCCUCCUCCCUCCCCCACAUCAGCCCCUCUUUCAGGAUGCACCCAGGAUUCAGCACUGGCCUCCUGCCUCCAGGAAAAGGGGGAUGAGAGCUGUGCCACCGCCCCCACCCCCCAGUGCCACAGGGACAGUGGGUGCAGAUGUACCUCCUGCUUCAGAUUACUAUGAUGCUGAGAGUAUGCUGUGA